AUGGCAGUGAAUGAUAACAGCUUUCAAGAAGAGGAGGAACACUAUGGGCACCCCUUACGCUCACGAACCCCCGAAGAAUUGGUAUUUGAUGCCGCGUUAUUCUACGACCGACAAAACCAUGAAAGCAUCGUCGGACGGAAACUUAAGAACGUGGUAGACAAGGAAGUCUUUCUGAGGGGAGCACGACUUGCCCAAGAUCCAUAUAAUAUAGCUGGGGUGCCUGGAUUGACAAACGUCGAAGCCGAUGCACUUCGAUUCGAGCUUAAUUCAAGUCUACUCCAGCAAACAAAAGACCUGAAAGUCACCAUUUUGGUCACGGCAUGCGCUGCCAUCACCCAAGGCUGGCAGCAAUCGUCGAUCAAUGCGAGUUCAUUCCAUUGGCAGGACGCAUUUUGGCACGAAAAAAUUAGAGAGAUUCCCGGCGGCAAGUACAAUGUUUUUGGCGGAUUUAUCGAUGCGGCACCAUGGCUUACUGGAAGUCUCAUCGGCACUUGGUUGAGUGACCCUUUGCAGGAGGGGCAGUUUGGAAGACGCCCUGCACUUUUCUUAUCAGGAAUUUGUUGUACAGCGUUUGCGUUAGCGACGGCUAGGUGCAACAACUGGCAGGAGCUUCUGAUUUGUCGCCUGCUACUCGGAAUUGGGAUUGGGGCGAAGGCGUCGGUUGCCCCUGUGUUCGCUGCGGAGGCUGCUGUUGAUCGUUUACGUGGACGACUCCUUAUGAUGUGGCAGGUUUUUGACACAUUCGGAAUAUUCGUUGGCUUUGUCUGCGUUUUUAUUGCCGACGAGAACUGGAGGGUUAUCUUAGGAUCCGCCGCAAUCCCUUCCAUAAUCCUGCUGUUCCUUGCUUUCCUCUGCCCAGAAUCACCACGGUUUCUCAUUCGUAAAAGGCUAUACGCGGAUGCCUUUUUAAGUCUUCGUCAUUUGCGUGGAAGUGAUAUCCAAGCAUGUAGGGACUUAUACUCAAUCCAUAGCCAGUUGCAAUUCGAGUCACAGAAGAGGCUGCGCAAAUCUGGAAAAUUGUCGAGAGAUGACGAAUGGUUGAGGAGGGAGCUGUAUCAAGAAGUAGAGCUUCGCAGCUUGAACUUUUUCAAGCGUGUGAAGUCACUCUGGUCUAUCAAGCGCAACCGAAGAGCGUGUAUUGCUGCAUUUAUUGUGAUGGCAUCCCAGCAGCUCUGUGGCGUUAAUGUGCUCUCAUUUUAUUCAUCAGUUGUUUUCAAUGACAUUAAGGAGGGAAAUGCUAUACCAAAAAAUACGGCGAAGGUAAACUGGCUAAAUUUUGGCUUUGGGUUGGCAAAUUUCCUGUUCACUAUCCCAGCACACAGGUACAUUGACGGAUACCACAAAAAGGGCCGGCGCCUAUUACUGCUGGUGUCUCUUGCCGGCAUGUUUUUAAGCCUCAUCGCCAUCAGCUCCUUCUAUCUCAUCUCAGAUUCUGGCAAGAGGACCGGGCCUGUAGCUGUCUUUACUAUUGUCAUCUACCUUGCUUUUUACGGUAUUGGGGCUGGACCAGUUCCAUUUACCUUUAGCGCUGAAGUAUUCCCCUUGGCGUUUCGCGAGGUCGGUAUGAGCUUUAGUGUUAUGGUCAAUUUUAUUGGCCUUACAAUUCUCGUUAGCCUUGUUCCGCUUGUCAAUAAAUAUGCGAAGAACGCCCAAAAUACACGGCCCUAUGGCUACCUUUUAUACAUAUUUGCCGGUCUGGAUGCCCUGGCAUUUGUGCUGGUGUUCCUAUUUGUCCCGAGCACAGGCCAGAUCCCCCUCGAACAAAUGGACCAAAUAUUUGAAAAACAUACAUUUACUCAUGUCAAAGAGCAUUUUGCAGCUUUGCCCUGUCUUCAUCACAGCAAGGACACCGAUGAAGAAUCUAACCAGAUGCACCCCGUCACUUAA
This is a messenger RNA of Aspergillus versicolor CBS 583.65, 1887 nucleotides long. RefSeq lists its product as uncharacterized. The coding region runs from base 1 to 1887 and encodes 628 amino acids. Gene Ontology annotation, cellular component: membrane. The transcript is spliced from 13 exons. Gene Ontology annotation, molecular function: myo-inositol:proton symporter activity. The record is from RefSeq and is a predicted model, not a curated record. Gene Ontology annotation, biological process: transmembrane transport. NCBI's taxonomy places the organism in Eukaryota, Fungi, Ascomycota, Eurotiomycetes, Eurotiales, Aspergillaceae.